UGGAUUUGACGGGGCCAGCUUUCUCGGAGGUGUAGUGCUGGUGUUGAGCCUACAGGCGGUGGCUUUCUUUGUGCUGCGCUUCCUCAAGGCCAAGGACAGCACCUACCAGACGCUCCUGGCCGCCUUAUAAUCUGGCAUCCUUCCCCUGGUGGCCCCAGCAAGAUGGGUCUACUGUGGAUCCUGCCUUCCCUGUGGCUCCUCCUGCUUGGGGGGCCUGCCUGCCUGAAGACCCAGGAACACCCCAGCUGCCCAGGACCCAGGGAACUGGAAGCCAGCAAAGUUGUCCUCCUGCCCAGUUGUCCCGGAGCUCCAGGAAGUCCUGGGGAGAAGGGGGCCCCAGGUCCUCAAGGGCAACCUGGACCACCAGGCAAGAUGGGCCCCAAGGGUGAGCCAGGAGAUCCAGCAAACCUGCUUCGGUGCCAGAAAGGCCCCAGAAACUGCCGGGAGCUGUUGAGCCAUGGCGCCACCUUAAGCGGCUGGUACCAUCUGUGCCUACCUGAGGGCAGGGCCCUCCCAGUCUUUUGUGACAUGGACACGGAGGAGGGUGGCUGGCUGGUGUUUCAGAGGCGCCAGCAUGGUUCUGUGGAUUUCUUCCGCCCUUGGUCCUCCUACAAAGCAGGUUUUGGGAACCAAGAGUCUGAAUUCUGGCUGGGAAAUGAGAAUUUGCACCAGCUUACUCUCCAGGGUACCUGGGAGCUGCGGGUAGAGCUGGAAGACUUUAAUGGCAACCGUACUUUUGCCCACUAUGCGACCUUCCGCCUCCUCGGUGAGGUAGACCACUACCAGCUGGUGCUGGGCAAGUUCUCAAAGGGCACUGCAGGGGAUUCCCUGAGCUUCCACAGUGGGAGGCCCUUCACCACCUAUGACGCUGACCACGAUUCAAGCGGGAGCAACUGUGCUGUGAUUGUGCACGGCGCCUGGUGGUAUGCAUCCUGUUACCGAUCAAAUCUCAAUGGUCACUACGCAAUGUCUGAGGCUGCCGCUCACAAAUAUGGCAUUGACUGGGCCUCAGGCCGUGGUGUGGGCCACCCCUACCGCAGGGUUCGGAUGAUGCUUCGAUAGGGCCCUCUGGCAGCCAUUGCCCUUAUCUCUCCUGUGCAGCUUCCGGAUCCUCAGCCACCUUGCCUUUGCCAACCACCUCUGCUUGCCUGUCCACAUUUAAAAAUAAAAUCAUUUAGCCCUUUCAA
Messenger RNA from Rhinopithecus roxellana (golden snub-nosed monkey), 1187 nucleotides. RefSeq names its product ficolin 3 (gene FCN3). The coding region runs from base 163 to 1062 and encodes 299 amino acids. Lineage: Eukaryota; Metazoa; Chordata; Mammalia; Primates; Cercopithecidae. The transcript is spliced from 9 exons. The record is from RefSeq and is a predicted model, not a curated record.